Paramecium pentaurelia is the source of this 345-nucleotide messenger RNA. Lineage: Eukaryota; Ciliophora; Oligohymenophorea; Peniculida; Parameciidae. The record is from the annotation of a GenBank genome assembly.
AUGUUAGAUUCUGAUACCAUUCUUGAAUCAGCCAAAAAAUACAUUAAUCCUUUUUUGUACAAAAGACCAGUCUGGAUGAGAAUUAUGAUUGGAAAUGCCAUACCAGUAAUAUUUCAUACUUAUUCCUAGUUUUUUGCUUCGAUAAUCAUGGUUGAAUUAUCAAAGGCUAAUCAAGAUCUUAGAACUGUAUUUCCUCCUUUCUUAGCUCAUUUUUGUGUAGCAUUUUUUGUUUGUCUGAAGUUGUGUAUGGCUCAUUAAUCCAAAUACAAUCUAAGCACAAAAACAAAUUAUUAACAAAUUUAGUUCGUAGGAUUAAAAUGGUCAAAAGAGCACUGUAACUGCUGA